AAACAGCGUGUAACACAGAGUUAAGUGUGUGCUGUCAGAAGGUAAAAAAUAAAUAAAUAAAUAACCACUGAAAUGCGCAGCGCAGGGCUCCAGGAGCAGCACAGCGCUAUGUUGCGCAUUUUCGACGCAUAAUUGAUCGUCAAAAGGCCGCUGAGUGUCAUAUGGCCGAAAGCGAGCUGCCAUUGGUCAGUGUCCAGGCUACAGGGAGGGCUCUGCUACACGGAAGACGGCACAGGGAUACUGGGACGAUGCUACCGGCAGAUAAAGAAAACAGCAGAUAUUUUUAAUUUGACAUUCUUCGUUUUAUAGUCACGUUCCGUUUUUGUUAGGGACUUUUAUAGUAUUGCAGAAAUGAAGAUCUGGAGCACGGAACAUAUAUUCAGCUAUCCCUGGGAGACGGUGAUCAAAGCAGCGAUGAGAAAGUACCCCAAUCCCAUGAACCCCAGUGUGGUAGGAGUGGACGUCCUGGACAGGAACCUGGAUAAACAUGGCCGUCUCCACAGCCAUCGGCUGCUGAGCACAGAGUGGGGCCUGCCGAGUGUGGUGCGAGCGAUACUGGGGACAAGUCGAACCACUACUUAUGUUAAAGAGCAUUCCAUUGUCGAUCCUGAAGAGAAAAAAAUGGAGCUUUGCUCAACAAACAUAACGCUCACAAAUUUAGUAUCUGUUGAUGAGAGACUAGUUUACAGACCACAUCCUGAAAACCCAGACAUUACAAUUUUAACCCAAGAGGCAAUAAUCACCGUGAAAGGAGUCAGUUUGAGCAGCUACCUUGAGGGACUGAUGGCUCUUAGUAUGACUGCUAAUGCAAGAAAGGGAUGGGAUGCAAUUGAGUGGAUCAUUAAGAACUCAGAACGGGAGAAUGUACCGUUGUGUGACAUGUGCUGAACAGCAAUAACCUCUAGCAUCUCAGUAAUAAAACGGGCCAAACAGUAAAGUGUGUGACUGUAUGUGAUGGACAGCACCAGCGCUGGAACCACAAUUAACUCAUCUGAGUUUACACCUCUCUGUGUUGUACAGUAAGUGUGUGCUUCUUUUAAAGAGUGAACAUUUGAAGCACCACAUUGAAAAUCUCCUAAACCGCAUAAAACUGCACUUUUAAAGCUAAUAUGUACUAGUUGAAGUCACUGUUGAAUUAUGGAAUAUUAUAUUUGAAUAUCAGUAUGCACCUCAAAUGCUCUCACUACCUCCUUUUAAGAAUCUUUGGGCAUCCGUCAGGGUUAUUGUACAAAUUAGAUGUCUCUGUUAUGUGAAGCAUGUUUACUGUGUUCUUAGUCCUUGUUAUUUUCUUUUGUUUCUGUUAAAAAUAUUUAUUUAUGUUAAUAUUGAUAACUUAAUAAUUCACCCAAAAUGUUUACACAUCUUUUUUGGUUCCUUUUUCUUUUUUUGUUACUAAUGUAGGUUCUGAUGCAAGGUGUUAUAUUUAUUUUUUGGUGAAGAAACUUGUUAUUGCUCAAGCUAAAUACUAAAAUAUGUUUUAGGGUUUUUUUUUUUUUUUUGUCAUAUAAGUGUUCGUGCUAGUAUAGCUUAAUGUUACACUGAUCAGACUGAUUAUCACUGUUUUUAUCACCUCAUACUUGUAUAUUAUAUCGUCCCACCCCUAGUGCCAAUGCACAAUUACCAGUUCAACAAAUAAUUUUUUAUUUUUUUGAAAAAUGUUACAAAAUGUGUCAUUUUCAGCAGCCAUUUUUGUGCUGUGAAAAGAAAACGCAUAGUCUUCUUGUAGUCCAUCUGCUCAGAAUCAUGCUGUUUAAAUUUGCUAAAUCCAGAAAUCUUAGGAUUUAUAUGUUUGUUGAUCAUUUUUUACAGAUCUAAUUUAUUUUAUUAUGCUUUAUGGGAAAUUGCAAGAAAAAAAAAUCAACCUACAGUUUAAUAAUUUGUAUAAAUGAAACAUAUUGUUGGUUACUAGUAGGCCUGCCACAGUUACUCAAGCUGAUUGGGAUUGAGGUGAUUAACUGUUAGAUUCCACAGUUUAUACAUAUAUUUAGAACUGGUGUUCCUUUUCUGUUAGUUUGUCACUAUAAUCAAGAUGUUGUGCCAACAUAUUUUAAUCAUUUUUCAUGAUGAACUAUUUGUAACUAUGUUCUGUAACUGUGAUGCUGCUCUGGCUAGAAGCUCAGUAUUUCAACAUUAGGUUUUAAUAGAUUUUAGUUAUUAUUAGUGUCAUGUCUUUCCUAUGCAUUUUACACAGAAAUUCUGGUGAGUUCAGUGUCAAUAAAUAGCUGUGUAUUUGCAUUAUUACACAACUGAUAUAAUGUUCAUGAUAUAAGUGGCAGAAGGUCAACAGGAAAGACAUUUCCUUGUUUGCUGCAAUCAUUUGUAUGCCAGUGAAUUGUCAGCCAAAAUGUUAUAACUGUGACAGGCCUAGUAGCUAACUGAAGGAGCAGCGUAAGUCCCUGAUGAUCAUGUGAUGGCUCAUAUUUGGUGCUAAAAUGUGUGCUUGAAGCUUUUUGCUAAACACUCUUUACUCAGUGUACUGAUAGGAUGCGCAAGUGAAUCUGUAUAGAUAGAUGUUAAAAUUACUCAUGCUUCUGUUGUAGAUUGUAUUUCUUACUGUUUCUUGUUAAUUGCCAUAGUAGAUGCAGUGCGAUGAUAAAACCUAAUGGCAGCAGCAGAAAUAUUAAAACAAUGUAUGUAUGUAUGUAUUUGUUUAUUAAUUUGUUGUACUUUUAUACUGGAUAUUUUAUUUGAGCAGGGACAUCCCAAGGCUGUUUACAGUUGUGCUACUGAUUGAAAUAUUAUGUAAAAUUAUGUCACAUAAAUCACAGCUGAAAACAAUUGAAAAAAGGAGGACACAGUUUUCCCAGUAUAUCACACUAUAAAUAGCUACAAAUAUUUCCACUGCAUUUUCAGUUGCCAAACUAUUGUAUCAAAUCAAUCAGCUUAUCCUGGUCUUGGUCAUGUCCGUAUUAAUACAUAUGUACAGCAUACAGUGGAAUCCCUGCUAAUUACACUUGAGCUUUCAUAAAGGACUUCUAGUAACUUUUAAAAAUGUAUAUUACACUAUUUAAGAUUCAAGACCUGUCUUUCUCUGGUACAGUGCCAACAAAGAUUUGGGACAGCGAAAACAUGUUUUUGUUUUAUCCUCCAUCAUCAAAUGAACAAAUUAAAGCAGGCAUGUUUUGUGCACACUGUGUAGAGCCUUUAAAUUACUGACUGAUCCUCAUUAAGAGCUCUUGCAUGAACUACACUAUAUGGCCAAAAGUUUGCGGACACAUGACCAUAACACCCAUAUGUGCUGGUUGAACAUCUCAUUCCAGAUUUAGUUCCCACUUUGCUGUUAUAUAUAACCUCCACUGUCCUGGGGCAGCUUUCCAAUAGAUUUUGGAGUGUGGCUAUAGGGAAUUGGGCUCAUUCAGCCACAAGAGCAUUAGUGAAGUCGAGCACUGAUGUCGGGCAAGGAGGCCUGAGGUGCAGUCAGCUUUCAUGUGCAUCCCAAAGGUGUUCAGUGGGGUUGAGAUCAGGGCCCUGUGCAGGUCACUCAAGUUCUUCCACUCCAGCCUUUACAAACAAUGUCUUUGUGGAGCUGACUUUGUGCACAGGGUUAUUGUCAUGCUGGAACAGGUUUGGACCCCUUAGUCUCAGUGAAGGGAAAUUGUAAUUUUGGGGAAGGUUUGGAGAAGAACCACAUAUGGGUGUGAUGGUUAGGUGUCCACAUACUUUUGGCCAGAUAGUGUAUUUUCAGAUCUUGUCUUUGUAAAUUGUUUCAUAAUGCAUUGUGUUUUUGCAAGCUACUGAAGCCAUGCCAGCUUUUGUUAUCUACAAUUUAACACCUUGUCACACUGGUUUAAAAAAAAUCUUGUUUCUGUAUGUUCACUACAUUUUGUUUAUAUUUUAGAUUUUGGUGUUAAUGAGAACAGUAAAUUGUACCUUGUACCAAAACUAUUGGUACUAAUUGUACCAACAGUUUUAUCAUUGGAUUCUAAACAUUUAUUGUUUUACAUGUAUGUCUUCUGUUUGUAAGCUGUACUAAAGUGUCACUUUUCUUCUGGGCAGUUUCUGACACAUUUACCAUACAAGUGUCCUCAGCUUAGUUUUUUAAAGUUCUGUGCUAGUGACAAAGGGGGCUGUGUGUUCUAUUGGGUCAUUAAGACUGGCUUCUUCCUCAUAUGUACGAAAGCAUCUAUCAAAAUAAAGAAAUAUGACAGUAUAACUGGAAAAUGCCUGCUGGAGUAUACAGCACAGUGGCCAGUUGAACUGCUUCAUAUCCUAUGGAUAGUGUUGUACAUCAAGCAUUUUCAUCAUGUAUUGUGUUAAUACUAUGGCGAAUGAGUUUAAAGCUGAGUCAACCUACUAGUCAACCUCACUACUAAUGAAGUGCUUUACAAAAGAGUCAUAAUAAUUAAAGGAUUUAAUAUUGGCUGAGCUUUUUGUUACUGACCCAAAUUCUCUUAUGUAGUUGCUAAAAAUAUGCAAAUGCCCUGAUCAAGCGAUGGUGCAAAAAAAAAAAAAAAAGAGAGUGAGAGAGCGAGAACUAGAAUAUUAAUUAUAAUAUAAACAAUUGCAGUCUCUUGUUUAAUAUUGCAUGUUGCUCUUUUACAUUAUUAUUUUAAAUAAUGCUGCUGUUUAGAAAAUUGUUAAUGGUAUUUGAUUUAUUUUGAUAUGAACCAGCAUGGUAAUUUUAUCUUAUAACACUUAGAUCAAUUUAAAUAAAAUGUACCCUAUUAAAAUGUGUGAUUACUCUAUAAAGAUUAUGCAAAAAAAGAUUAGGAGAACAGAUUUAAAAAUAUUCUACACCUUUAUUUAUUUUCUUUUACUUUUACAAG
Molecule: messenger RNA, 4766 nt
Organism: Pangasianodon hypophthalmus (striped catfish)
Lineage: Eukaryota; Metazoa; Chordata; Actinopteri; Siluriformes; Pangasiidae
Gene: prelid3a
Product: PRELI domain containing 3A
Exons: 7
Coding region: 352-888 (178 amino acids)
Biological process (GO): phospholipid transport
Cellular component (GO): mitochondrial intermembrane space
Molecular function (GO): phosphatidic acid transfer activity
Source: RefSeq, a predicted model, not a curated record